This is a messenger RNA of Echinostoma caproni, 13287 nucleotides long. NCBI's taxonomy places the organism in Eukaryota, Metazoa, Platyhelminthes, Trematoda, Plagiorchiida, Echinostomatidae. The record is from the annotation of a GenBank genome assembly.
AUGACAAUUGAUGUGCAAACUGAACGGCAACAUAGCAAAUCAGAAUACCGGAGUAAUAGAUUUCAGCCGGAGGAUAUUCUUCACAUGAAUAGACAUCGAAUUGAUGAUGAUGAUGACGAACUGAUUUCUGCUUUGGAUACCGUGGUGUGGCGUAUCCCAGGCUCAUCUUGGUGGCGUGAUUGUUUGCCGGAAUGUGGUGAGUCUACGGGUCUCCGCUACUGGUUACGUAUCCCUCAUAUUGAGAAUAACAGUGAUGGAUUGCACUUAUCUGACUCCAAUUCUACGGAUCAAGGUCGUUAUUGUUUGGCCAAACUAACUGUAGUACGCAAGUCGGAAAUUGUCACCCUAGGUGGUGUUCGCCUCUCCCCGACACAUCACACCCUGUGCAUUGAGACAGUCAGUGUAAUUGCAGGUACACAUUGGAAAGUCUACUGGACCGAUUGUAAACGCCCAGUCCAAUUAAUCCCACCUGGACGAGUGGGCACCUGUGCGUUACGUCCCGUCAAACAAGAUCCGCUUCAAUUGGGUCCGGGUGUGCGGUUUUCUGGCUGGGUCUCCGGACAUUGGUAUGGCACUCUGAGAUCGGAACUGGAAACACAAAAGGACCAUGUAUAUAUUUCUAGUCCACCAGUUCCCGGAUCGGUCACCUAUAAUUGGUGCUUUCUUGUACCUGUGUGUAUGGACCGUUUAACUCAGGUAACUGUACAUCUGUUGCCACCGGAGAACAUGAAUGAGCUAAGGGUCCCGCCUACGCGUGCUGACACGAAAUUUGUUCACACACAAACACGACGGCAUGACAGACACGACAGACAAAUCAACGGUGUAACUACCAAUAAGAUGCCAAGCACAGAUCGAUCAUCGUUAAGAGCACAACAUACAUCGGUUACAGGAUACACAUUUAUAGAGAACAACCCGAAAUUCACAGAGCACUCUGCCGACAGUGACGGGGAUAGUUUUGAACGGCACGGUCGAUUUGUACCCACGUCCGUUCGAACUAAUACCGGCGAACAAUCCCAAAUCGGACCCAUUCCGCCCAGCAAAGGGUCCAAAUUGGCUUUAUUGCCACUGGUACCACUACUGGAACCGGAUAGUCGUUUGGUUAUGCUUGUCGAGGAGAACUGUGCUAAUUCAGGUUCCAGUCGUGUACCGCCUAGUCGACUGGACUCGGGUUACGCCGAACCCAGUGGUUCAACUAGCCCAGAACGGCAUUCAACUAAAAGACAGUCGACAUGGCAACGAAAUGAUUCAUUCAAGGAACAGCCUUAUGAUCAACCCCGCCAUGCCGAUUUGGAUAGUUCAUCCAAACGGUAUGGCCGUGUUCGCCCAACUGAAGGCAGUAGGGCUUGUGCAAAUGGUACCAACCAACCUUCCGGAUCCGCGCCUCAGUACAAUAAUCGCGGACAUACGGCAACAAUCAGAGCAUCGGAUGUCGUGAGCACGUCAGUGUCACAUUCGUAUAUGGAAUACAUGCAGAAUGAAACUGUGGUGCGAAACGGGACCAGACACGUCGAUUCAGUGGAAGUACAAAGCAAAUCAGUGAAUGGAACAUAUUGCCAUCAGGAAACAUUCUCACCUCUGAAUGAAUCCGGUGACAAGGAUCAAACAAUCAAUUCAAAGACAUAUCUUCUUAAACAACUAGAUAUUAUCAGUGAUGGUGACGAGAAUAACAGUGCUCCGCCUCCGUGGAUACUCAAAGUAAACGGUGCAACAAAUAAGUGUACCAGUGAAUAUACACCUCGUUGUUACUCCUCAGAACGUUCGUGGAAUACUGUAGGCACAAUGGAUUCCGUUGGUUCUGCCGGAUCCCUAUCACCCGAUCCGGGUGAAGGUGGAUACUUCAAACGAGCCAAUCAUGAACGGUUAGCGGAUAGCCAAUCCGGUUCCUCCCUGGUUUGUGAUGAAGAUGAAGAGGAUGAACCGUUUGGUGAUCAUCUGCAACCGAAACGUGGCGCAAUUUUGUCUGAAUUGUUGGCCGAAUUGCAUGCAUUUGCCGAAUACGUCGUCUAUCAAUCUCCGUCAAAUGCGGAUAUUGAAUCCAUUGAUUCAGGACGAACCUCAUCGCAUAGAACGUCUCGCGGUGAGGGAAGCACCGCAUCAACACCGGAAAUGCGUUUGAAAGCGGAGUACGAAACGCAAGUGAUGGAACGUCGAAAACGAAUUCUGCAUCACUUGACCGCUUUGUGUGAUGAAGAUGAAGAUGAAGAAGACGAGGAAGAUCCAGAGGAAGAUGAGCACGUGAUCGACCAAUCAACCGACAGAGCAAUGUCGGCAUCGGAAUUUUCUACGACUCAAAGUCGAACCUCUUCGGUCAGUGGCACUACGGCCAUUUGUGUUCCUCUCCCCAAAGCAUGUCGUAUAGCCUCGCCUAUGCGUUUGCUCACUUGCUACUUCCAGCUGCUUUCAGACUUGGCCGACCUGCAGACAACCGAACGUAAAAAACGCCUUCUAGACACAAAAGAACAAUCUGAUUUGAUCGAUCUAUCAGCCGCUUUUCUGCGUGUCCUGGCCACCAGUCCCCCUCCUUUGACCAGUCACGACAGCCCAUCCAGACGAGCCACGGAACGCUCCAAGUGUGUCUUUGGUCUGUAUCUGUUGCACCAGCUUGGUGUACUGCUAAAGUUUGCUCCCUGGCCCACAGAUCAAACGACGGGGUCGUACAUUACCACAGAGUUCUCAUCCGUUCGUAGUUGGUUCCCAUAUGUCAAGCAGAUAGAGCUCGCUUUGGGAGAACAUCAAGACUGGCUGGUUCGUAUAAUGAGCCGAGAAUUUGCGGACGAACGACAAAUGGCUACACAGAAGAAUGCGAUACAGCCAGUUCAAAACUGGACGGAGUACAUACAGCUGGUUGGUGAAUGCCGGCAGCGAUUGAUUCAACAAUUGUCCAAGGGAGCACAAGACAUGACAUGGUUGAACCAGUUACCGUGCACGUCCGAUGAUAUGCACAGCUCCAAAACCAAAGCGAAACAAGCCAAAUGCAAAGAUGAUACGGGCGUGUCCAGACGAGUUGAGGAUGUUGAUCACAAACGUUUAUCUCUCUCCUGGGAUUGGUUUGUCGAUUGCUGUCAACUGGAAGUACAAUGCUGGCAAAAAUACUUGGAUUUGGAAUCGUUUCCGAUCCCACCAGUGGCCUCUCUCAACAGCACUAUCUCCGAUUCAGUGGAGAACGCAACUGGCACAGAGGAGACCACUUUCCACGUCAAACAAUGGUUUACUAACGAAAUAACACAAUGGCGUCAACUAAAGGCAUUUAUCCGAGAGAACUGCAGUGAACUGCCUCUGUUAGCUACCGUGCUCGAAUGUGGUCAACCUGGGGCAACGAUUGACAGCGAUGAUACUGACAGUGUAGCACCAAAUCGAUCGAAUCUCGUUUCCAGUCUCGUUCGUGAUUUGAAACAAGUUCACAAACACGCUGUGGAACAGUUCACCCUGAUGGAAUUUUGUGAUCAGCUGGUGCACUUACCGGACGGCAUGUGCUAUCUUAUUGACUGUAUGCAAGAUUUGUCCGAUGAACUGAGUACUCUCGAGAAAGAAUCGCUGGAUCCAUCACCGUUCAUCAUUUCCCCGAACUCAACCAACGAUGCCAUUCGAGCCUUGACUGAGGCCUCAGAUCGUCUCACGCGUUGGAAACUUCAACUACGUCAAUUACAACAUCGUAUGUGUUUGGAAAUCUCGUUUCUCCGAUCGGCCCAUGUGAGACACUCAAAUUAUCCACCAGAAUGGAUGGAGAGUUGGACUCCAAAGCUUGCUAACGCCUAUCACAGUUUGGUACAGCGUGCAGCAUCUCAGCGAUCCAGAUUGCAGCAGCAUUGGCUAAAACUGGCUUUCGACCAGUGGAUCCGGUGUGCCGAGCCAUGGAUUGAUCGUAUUGGGCCAAUACUCGGAGCCAAUGAACCCUGGCAAUCAGAAGACGAAACUAUGUUUAUUUCGGCUUGGAUAUUACUAUACGACGCCGAACUACUUCAACAAACCUACUGGCGUGCAAAUCGAGAACGACUAAGCAUCAUGCAAACUGGACUGGCAGAUCCACCGGCUGAAUUCUCUACCUAUUUGGCGACAGUUCGACUCUAUGUGGACCGUGUUAUUACCGGUUGUGAACGAAACCCGGAUCAAAUUGUGUCUCUCUUGCAGAGUUUAGAACAAAGCCCCCGAGACAAAAGUUUCAUACACGUGCCAGAACUUAUUGAUCGUGUGAUGUUCGGUUACGUGGACCGCAGGGAAUGCCCGGACAAGCUGCAUGCACUCGUGCACUCAUUGCGCGGUUAUCAGCGAGUGUGGGAGAGACGGAUGCGACUCACCCAGCGUGCGAUCGAUGUGGCCGCCAAUCCAGUGUUCGCGCGUGGUCGACACGCCCGAUUUGUUCGCACCUGGAUCACAUCUGUCAGUUUGAGACGAGACUGGCAGGGUAAAAUUAUAUGCUCCCUUGAGCGAUUGGCCCGAGUUGGCGAGGUUGUCGAGGCCGAACGGUUUCCUGUGCGACCAUUGACUACAUUUGAGCCCAGAUUUAUUAGAGAUGAAUUAUUACGCCAGGAACAAACGUUUAUUGAAGCUAUUCACCACGCGCUCGAGCUGCAUCCGAUCGAGUCGGGCACAAUUCGUACCGGUCUUUCAGUUUGUGAUUCUCAAUCAACUGGCUCACCACCUGCUAGCUCCUCGUUGAAUGGCACUUUGGAAGAAUUGAAACAUUUGUACUCCCGUAUGGUUCACGAUCCCCGUUUGGGGCAAACGGCAGGCAGCAGAUCGGCUCAAGACAAGUUCACCACAUUCCUACAGACGCGUCUUCGUGAGACGGAGUCACUGUGGCGCUGUGUGAAACUGGUUGCGAACGUACAGUGGAUUGUGGGGCUGAAUGCUGAUCAGCAAGUGGACGCCGGUGCUUAUCCCGGAACAAACUUUGGUCAAUGGAUAAAGCAUAUGUCUAUGACUUUUCACGCCGAGGACAGUGUGCGAAACUGCCAAGUUCAGCGGUUACAACUCCUUGGUCGAGAGUGGGAUAUUCAUCAUGAUAAAAAUGACCGACUACGUUUUACUUUCUGUUCCACGGGAUUUUCAUGGACCAAAAUAUCGAUCGAUAUGGACUCAUUCGAUCUAUUCGGUAAAGUGCAUCCGAACAAUUCGGGCGCAAAGUCGAUCUAUAUGCCAGACGAAGAAACAGUGCGAAAACGAAUUCAGUCAAUGAUUGAAACAAUAAGGAACAAACCAGCAGAUGCAUCGAUUAGUUCCACUCGAAACGAUUAUCGUUCCUCGAUCCUUCCCGUACCUGUGUGUCCGAAACACGAAAAUCGCAAUACAACCAAAUACCAUAAUGAGUGGGACACUUUGCUGAGAACGAACGAAUCGGAAUUGAGCAAACCGAAGCAACACGCGGAUUUGAUCUAUCUGGAGAGAAUUCUGAUUCAAUUGUUGACUGCGCGCACUCAUCUAACUCCGAUGCAACAAAAGUUAUCUGCACCCAGUGAAUCACUCGCACCUACCCUAUCCGACUGGAUCAAGACACUUCGUGUGAUCAUGGAUCAGAUGAAGUCGGCCUGGCGAGAUCUGAUCUCCAGUCCGGAGGCUGACGUUGAACUAACCGCCUUUCUACGUCGUUGGUCAAAUCAGUUGAGACCGAUGGAAGGCUCACGUUCUUUGGCCAAUUUUAGCUCCCUGGACAAUCAGUCGACCGAUUUUGAUGCCAAUGAGCUGGCCGAAUUCACCAGACACAUCCAGGUGUUCCAUAUUCUACUGGAAUCACUUCGAGAUGUGCUAGUCACUGUGGUCCAAAAACACAAAGGAGAAAAAUGGGCGCUUCCACCAUGGUUACCACGAGUACGCGAACAUGUGAACACCUUACUCUGCUGGCUUCCGAUCACGGUCGAGCUGCCAGACGGAGGAUCAGACUGCUCAGAUUGUUUACUCACUCGGGCGCAUGUGUUGAUGGACAUGUUGGAUUUGGAAGACGAGGGAGAGGUACGGGACUGCGCUCUACCGAUCGGUCGUGAUCCGACGUGCCAGCUCAACUCUCUAUCUAGUUGGUUGAGAUUGAACAUGAAUUCGAAACCGACGACAACCGAUGCCGAACAAAGUAUGGAACACAAACCAUAUCUGUGGGAUUGCACAUUGCAAAGGAUCGAAACGAUGCGAGCGCAGAUCGAUGCUGUCAGUCGGGCCUGGCAAAUAUUUCAUCAGCUGCAUCAGUUUGCUACGGAAAUGCUGGAACAGAGUGAACUGAUCGAAGCACGAAACCCCGUGCACAUUGAGGAACUUCGAGCAGCGUUAAACGCCCUCGAAAAUGACCUUAACUCCAUCGAUAUAAAUCCAUGCCUGGCUGGCACAUCGAUCGAUGUGAUGCGUCAAUUCUGGAUCAGGCAAGUACUCGUACUGUACAAGCUUCUACCCCCGUGUGAUUCGUGGUCAUCGAGUCAUUCGUCCGGACAGACUUCUGAUGCCACUCUGCUCUACCAGAAUAUGAAUCAGAUACUGGGCGAUGUGAACCGGAUUCAGCAUAGCAUUCUCACAGCACUGGCUCGUGGGCUGAACACCCAAGUCCCGGGUUGCACGCAACAAUCCGACUCGGACGCCAUAUUCACGCCCCGUAUCAGUUACGACUUGAAUUUGAAAUUGCCAACGGAAUCGGAUGUGGCACACAUGUACGCAAAACUGGCUCACCUAAGUCAUCUGUGUCAUGAGGCCGAUCGUCUUCUGACCGAAAGUGAUCCAAACGAUUCUGAGGUCCUAAAUUGCACAGUUGGUCUGAUCGCUCAACCAGUCGGUCUGUGCACAGACGAUCCAGCCGUGGUAUAUGCGCUCAAUCUGUUGAAACAGCUUCAAGCUGCGGUGCUGUGCUCACCGAAUGAAUUGCAACGGCGCGUGAAAAACUCCGUGGACGAGACGGACAAGAUGCGCGAACUGAUCGAAUCGUUAUCAGAACAUGUACAUGAAUCUCCCCUCACGGAGCAUCGUCUCUAUAUGGCCUUACCAAAUCUGACGGGGCGUCUCAUGGACGAACUAUCUAAGGCUGUGGACGAGUUGGAAGUACGCUCUACCCAAUGUCGUCUGGAAUCGCCUGUCCCUGUACAGUCCAAGGCAACAAUUGCUGAUCAUCUUAAGUCGGACUUGCGCUUGUCCGUGGUCGAACGGGGUACAGCGCUGCAGGCGGAUUACGAGCACAGCUUUGGCUACGCACAACUCCGUGCUGCUUGGACACGACUUGCGCAACUUGGUGACCGUUUGGGUCGCAUUCAAGCCGGCCAUACCGGAAGGGAUUCACGUGGCACAUAUUCCGAACCGCAUUCGGAACAAACGGAACAUGCUGAAGUGGUGCGACAGAAACGUCUCGGGUUGCGUGAUCUCCUCGGCUCGCAUGUCUGUGUGUAUCCCGAGUGCAAACAAGCUCAAACGGAAUGGAUGAAUUUCGUCAGUGAAAUAUCCAACGAACAGGUGACGCUUGUUGAGAAAAUCCGUACCGUCUUUGUCGAACUGGUCCACUUUUAUGCCCAACUGAAGAAAGAGUUAAUCGAAACGCGUGGCCCCAAUUCGAGACAGAGCGUAGAACAAGCGAUCCGAGAGGCGACGCAACACAAUUCUCACAGACGACCCACAACGAACUGGCAUCGUAACACGGAACUGAGCGCCAAAUAUCGAGAGUUAAUGACUCAUGUGAAUCGGCUUGCUGAAUGUGACCUGCCUCAAAUUAGGAAACUCCGGGAUAAGGCCAGGUCAUUAGAGGCGCUCUGGUAUGGACAAAAUUUAUCCACAGAUGAUCUGAGGGAUUCGGACGAUAAUCCAGUGGAAGAGCAUGUAUCUGGUUCACAGUUACACUCCACUGGGCAUCGACCUAGUCGACCACAAUCUCACGGUCAAAAUGGAAAGCGCAAUGAAUCUCCGGAGGUUAAUGGAUUAGAUGAUGGUGACAUCAAUGUUUACACCCCGGAAGAAACACCGGAUAAUGAUAUUUCCAGUUUUAUAGACAGUUCGGUCGAAUCCACACCACAACAUGCGAAUGCAGGAAAUUUGUCAAUGCUCCAUGGAAUUGCUCGAAAUCAUUUUGAAAAGCUAUUCGCAAAUGAGGCGGACGAAGCCGAUCAGGCUGAAUUAAAGCACCAAAUGCAAGAAUAUUCCAACUUAAAUAAUCCACGGACUCAGCCACGACCGGUGAACAGUGGAAGGCCUAUUGAUGCCAUUACUGCAAUGAAUGAAGCACGCAAAGCACAGACAGAAAAAUUAAAUCGUUCCAGGCAAAAACGAGAAAGUCGGAAACGGAAAGGAAAGGCUCAAGUUGUCACCACUAUUGAGAAAUCCGGUAUUGCGGAAGAAAAGCUCACCACGCGAGGUUCUUCGGCUCUCACGAAACCGCAUUCAUCUGAAACUGGUCAUGACCAACUUGCAAACGAGAACUCAUACAAAACGGCACCUGAAGUUGUAAAUUUGGAACAGAAUCCGGCAGAAUCUCCUAAAGUUGGUACAAAAAAUGGAGGUCCAAUUAUUUCGACAAGCCCGAAACAAAAGGUGAACUCUGAUUCACGAUGCGAUGCAUUGUUGCCAACCGAAACCGCGGAAGGGCUCAGUAACCAACAGACACCUAUCCAACCACUCAUUCCUUCACAGUUUUCAACACCUCCCUGCCAUAUAAACAACAUUCCAUUAGCUCAGUCAUCUCCGAAGGAGCCCAUAUGGGUUCAACCUAUUCGCAUUCACGAGGGCGGUGUACCAAUGAGUACCAGAGAACACGUACAGUUGGUUUGUCGCAUUAACGAUGCCAUGGAAACAUUGGAAGAACACGAUCCAAUUCAAUUUGGGAGCAUCAACCCCGAUCGUGCAGCAGCCGAACUCCAUUGUGCCCACGAGAAACAUCUAAUAACAUCGAGGACUGUGAUCUCGAAUCCGGGAGGUAGUUCGCCAACAAGGGAAAAACAACCCCCUAACCCCAGUCACAAUCCAUCAGAAUCUGUGAAGGAAUCUGUGAGUUCCGCACAGUGGAUCGAUGAAACCGCUGAUAAUGAUCCUAGUUGGAUUACCGUGCAAAGAAAACCAUCAAGAAACGCCAAGAAAAAGAAGAACGUAUCGAAAAAGGGCAAGAAAACCAAGGUAAAGAGUUCUGAAAGCCAGGAACAUGCCGAACAACAACGUCAAGAACAGCAAGAUCAACAGCAACAGCAGCAACAACAGGAACCGGAAGAUCAACCACAACUUCAACCGCAAUCCAGUCGUGAACAUAUUCCAUCCCAGCCAGCUGAAAUAAAACCUACUCUACUCAUCUGUGAACCAGGACCAGUUAAAACGAAUGAAACCGACCUUGUUCACCGUAAGCUUGAAACGAAGUCCGUUGAAGAAACAACAUUGGAGAAGUCCGUGAUGAACAAUGAUCAAUCGAUGGGUAAUGAUAAAUCAAGGGAAUCUGACUUCGAUCACAUGCCAAAUCGAACAACAGAAUACACAGAAGCACAGAAGGUUAAACUGACUGAUCCAAAUCAUGUUAGUGAUGCUCCCUGCACUAAUAAACUUGGGCCCAAACAAUCAAACCAGUCGAUCUCUCAGUCUCUUCCAUUGGAAGUUCCCGAACAUGAUCUACCAAAUCACCUUGAGCAUGAGAGUCGUUCAUUUUCUCCUGAUGACUUACAACAAGCUUCGCAUUCCAACGAUCAAUUAUUGAUGGAAACACCCAUUCAGGAUCUGCCAUUUUCAAAUCAAUUAGACACCAAACUGGAUUCACUUUCAUGUCCCGAGGAAAACGAGUUAUUGUCAAAUCCAUCUGAACAUAAGAAAGUACACACUGAGAUCCAGGACGGUGGUUUGUCACCCCCAGGUUCAAAGGAUGUUUCGAAAACUCUGGAAAGGCCCCAGGCUGUGAAUAGUCCUGAACCAUCAACUCAUCCAAACCUCGAAGAAACAACCAUUCUACCGGUAACGACUGAAGUGAAAGGAUUGAAAGUGAAUUCAUCUAUUACUUUAGAUUCUGACCAAAAUGAUCAAUACGAAAGAGUUACUGUUCGAGAGAAUCCAUUACCACCUAUUAGUUCUGACUGGAACUCAAACAAAACCGUAACCGAGCAAAAUAAUAAUGAUAUGCAUGGAGAAAAACUAGUAAUACGAGAACUAGGACCUCCAAAGUCAUUGCUACGUGUUAUCGUUGAACAAUGUCUCCCGUUGGGCUCAAUCUCAGACGCAGACGCGGGUUAUGUUCAGCCGACUGCGGAAACCGUUAUCGGCAAUAAAGAUCACGGUGAGGUUUGUACCUUGGUAAGACCUGCGGAACCGGAAACGGGGAGUUCCCGUGGAACAUGGACAAAAAAGCAAUCUAAAAAGAAAACAAGGGUUANAAGGGUUAAGCAAGCAACAAGAUCUGAGGAAGUGGGAAUAUCGGUGGACGUUCCGCAAAACGAACUGUCUGUGGACUCUCCGCCAAAUUUUCAUUCCUUAUCAGAUGCGGCAGAUGCUGUUCCAGCUAGUAAUCCUCAGGAGGUGAGGUCACAGUUUAAACCAUCCGAUUCAGAGACGGAACCCUUGGACAAUAAUCGGGAAAACAGAAUAACCGAGCCGUAUUCUACCCCGGAGAAUCACGAAGGGGCUAAUGACGGUGUUCACAAUAUGGAUCACAGUUUUCUUUUCGCAAACGUUGUGCAACCUCAAUCCGUACCAUCUUCUGAUUUGGCCAACAUGUCAAAUGCGUCUUUUAUCUUGGAGACUCAAGAUAAAUUUAUAUCUCAUACACAUCUUUCCAAAUCUGUGGAUGCAGAUAAUGUUUCCUCUGGAACAAAAGCUUUAGAUCAUCCGCAAAACGAUCCCGGUACACGACUCACGGAACAGUUGGCGAAACCUCAAGCGACCCAGCAAUCACCAGCAGAUGUGGAACGGGGGUCUUCUCCUGCGGAAGUUACCUCACAUGAGGAAUUCAGCUUUACAGCUCCGAACGCCAUCUCAGGAGAACAGGGCCCAGCCUUGGACAUGAGAGACAGGUUGACUGUUUACUCAUCAGAAGUAUCAGACAAUGGAAUUUUUAAUGAGGAAACCGUUGAAGGCUAUUCAGAUGAACUCAAUUCCGUCUAUCCAGUUCCCAUAGUAGGUGAUUUGGCCGACUUAGGAGAGUGUAGUUGCACAGACAAAUCAGAUCAUUCCCUAAGUUCAGAAUCUCCGCUCCCACCUGAUAUACCACAUUCAGUCGCACAACCUAUUCCCAGGGAUUCUGGUUCUCAGGAAACAGAAGAAGAGGAUGAAGAGAUGAGGAUUCCUACACUUUUCGAAGAACUAUCGAUUUCUCCAAACGAAAGAACUAUAGCCCAAGGUGACAACUAUUUUGAACUAACAGAUUUAGAUAAUCCCAGCCCGCUCAUUUCACAUCUCACCAUCUCCACUGAUCGGCGAGAUCGCAUUCGGUUGCAUCCGAUUUUAGAACAACCGUCUGAUCAGUCCACGUACGAAGACGAGUACAUCAAUGGAGUGAUAGACGAUUCCCCACCAAUUGAAACAACUAGACUGCCGGGUCAGAAUGUGUCUUCGGAGGAGGCAUCUCACAAUUCUUCCGGCACGACAAACGACAGAAGAAAAAUCGCGGACACAACCUCGACCAUUUCCUACAUCGGUAACCGUAAAAUACGAAAAGCUCGACGUCGACUUCAGCCUGAACAAAAAUCUAUCUCAGCCAACUCGUCAGGUACCAAAAGUGAAAAACCUGUGACCGAGUAUGCGUCGUUUGUCGAAAAUCCGACUUGGUUGGGGCCUGAUACAGAUUCAAGUAAAUCAUCGAGCGCAGAAAAAGAAGGUUCAUCCAGUCAAGUUUCGGAUGGAGGAUGCAUCAAAACUGUCCUAUCAGAUAGAUCAACAGCAAAUGGAGCCCAUCAAAAUAACGCCAUUGAAACCAUUGCAUAUCCGACACCUCCAUGUGUAAAAGAUCUGGCUGAGCUCAGAACAGUAAAUCAUCCAUUGUAUCCAGUCGCAAACGAGCCCACCUCUGAAAUUGUUAUUGCAUUUCUAAACAUGGAUGAAACAGAAACAUUAACAACCGUGACUGAUACUCCGAAGCAACGUAUAUCCUUAGCUGUUCACUCAGUAGUCAACAGUUUUAUGAUCGCUGCUUCUAGUGAACUACCGUCUAUCAAUGAACCAAAUGAGCUCACCGAGGUUGACUUAAACUCGGACGAAACACCACAACACAGUGUUGCCACAAAUGACCGAAGCAGACAUUCAGGUCCCAGACCCGGUCGAAAUGUAGAAAAAGCUGUUCGUUUUGUCAACGAGCAUCCGGAAGAAGCGAGAAACCUAACACCAACCAAUGACGUGUCGGAAACGCUUGGAAAACAUUUGGCUGCUGACACUUCAACGAAAGCUUCUUCUACCCCGACGGAAACGUCCGCGCAAACAAACACUUCCGACAUAAAUUCACAAUCAGCCACGAAAGAACUAAAUAUCCGGGAAGCCACCAAACAGCAAAUAAAACAAAUUUCUGAACCAACGGAUUCCCAGACGAAAUCCACAGAUCAGAAGGAAGGUGAAAGCCUAAGCGGAACAAAUUCGAACAUAGCAAACUCGAAUUCCAUGUUGGCCACCUCUUCCCUCCUACUUCCUUUACCCACUUCCGCUUCGGCUCUUUCAUCUACUCUGACUGUCCUGCCUUCUCCUCCUACUACUACUAACCAACCUAAAUCCAAAAAUGAAAGUCAAAGAAAACCAAUUCUUAAGAGACAGACAGAUUCACAUGGAACACCGCCCUCUACCAGGAGCUGUUCAACACAGACAGUAGCAAAAGACAGUCUGUCAGGAGCGGUUAUUUCCGUCAAGGUUCAGACGAUGGGGAAUAAAGGAAAAACUGACGACGAGGAGCAGCAAUCCCGUGGUUCGCCACCACCAGCACCACCAGCUGGUGAUCGCGAUACACGAACAACCCGUGCCGUUCGAUACAAUGAAAUUCACAGAGCAAUCCAAACCGAACCGUGCCAAAUUCGAGAUAGCCAGUGGACAGCUCUCUCUGGCGCUUACAGUUGUAGGCAAGAGAUGAAGGAAGAGGAGCGGUUUGAUUUCAUUACUGGCGGUGGGAAUCGACAGAUAUCGCAUCAAGAGCUCUAUCCCUUGAAGGUUGAUUAUAACUUGCUUCGUGAACUUUGGGUUCAAAAGCUGUCGAAGGCUGUCUGCAUAGUCCUGGCACUAGGCGUUGGCUAUCCCCUCAGCGUUGCGGCCGAAGUAACCGACAGCACUAUGGCUGUCUAUUCACAGGGCACUUUUUGCUGUUCUGCUAUAGCCGAUACAGUUGAUCAAUCCAGCGCCAUUGCCACUCAAGUUGCAGCUAUUUCAGAUCGCCUAAGCGAGCUAGCUGGCUAG